Molecule: messenger RNA, 766 nt
Organism: Neurospora tetraspora
Lineage: Eukaryota; Fungi; Ascomycota; Sordariomycetes; Sordariales; Sordariaceae
Exons: 3
Coding region: 135-653 (172 amino acids)
Source: RefSeq, a predicted model, not a curated record
CAUUCUUUUUUGUGUAUAUACAGCCCAUUCUUCCUUCGUCUUGUUCACUCUUCCAUACCUCUAUCACUCUAAUAUCAACCUUUAUACAACACCUAAUUUUCCAACCUAAUCCCAAACCACCCCAAACCGCCAACAUGAAGUUCAUGAUCGCCACCGUUGCUGCCUUUGCGGCCACCGCUGCUGCUCUCAAGAUCACCGAGCCCCAGGAGAACGCCCAGUGGGAUCUGUCCCAGACCAACACCAUCAAGUGGGAUCACGUCGAUUCCGACCCCGCGACCUUCCAGCUUGUCCUCGUCAACCACAUUACCGGCGGCGAGGACGACGUGACCAUUGACGACAAGGUCAAGACUUCGGACGGCGAGUACAAGCUCACCAACUUCGUCGCCGCCCCCGGUGCCACCUACAGCAUCAAGGCCUUCGGCACCGAGAAGACCAACAGCGGUCAGCUUGCUGAGUCUCAGACGUUCAACGUCACCAAGUCUGGAGUCCCCACCACCACCACUUCCACCGGCACCGUCAAACCCACUUCCUCCGGUACCCCCGCCACCUCCUCCGGUGCCGCCCCCAGCAAGACUUCCAACGCUGCCACCGCUCUUGGCGUCACCUUUGGCGUUGCCGGUCCUCUUGCCGCUGUCUUUGCCCUUCUUCUUUAAGUUUGAAAAUGUUUGGGGGAACUGGAUACCAUUCUACUGCAUGCAUAUAUAAAUAAGCGUUUUGGAUUUUGAUACCACACAUGACGGAAGGGCAAUGGGAUAUAAUACCGUAC